Molecule: messenger RNA, 444 nt
Organism: Aspergillus niger
Lineage: Eukaryota; Fungi; Ascomycota; Eurotiomycetes; Eurotiales; Aspergillaceae
Exons: 2
Coding region: 1-444 (147 amino acids)
Source: RefSeq, a predicted model, not a curated record
AUGCAGCAAAAGGCGGUCCACCAGGAGCUGACAUGGGGGGCGUUGCCCAUGGGUCAGUCGGCUGGCCGUGAGCCCAUCUGUCGCAUGGGAAAAAAAAACCGGGGCGAGCACAUGAAUCCACCCGACCUGAUUGAUGCACAACAAAUGAUAUCUCGACUUCCGCGGUAUGUCUCCAUUGGGAUGACCGAAUGUGACCGUAGUCGGGUAGGUGGCUGCAAGCGUGGGAGGCGGUCCAAGCCGGCCAGCACGUUCAGGAAAAGCCAUCGGACAGCAAGGCAGGCAACCCUGAAGGCUGAAGACCGAAGACGGGUCAGCCGAGAGUCGGAGGCCGCGAUCCAGCGUAAGCGUGGAGGCAGAGAAGGUGGAGGUGGAGGAUUCCGGGGAUUGGGUGGAUCGGCAUUGUCGUUCCCUUUCCCGGCCAAGGCGGGAUACAGUCCGGAGUAG